Messenger RNA from Trichomonas vaginalis G3, 863 nucleotides. RefSeq names its product DNA/RNA polymerase superfamily. The record is from RefSeq and is a predicted model, not a curated record. The transcript has a single exon. Lineage: Eukaryota; Parabasalia; Trichomonadida; Trichomonadidae. The annotation marks the transcript as partial.
AUGAUUGACCCAAUUGAUAAAAUUAUUGAAGAAACAUUUGUUUAUAAAAUUGACAUGCUUCAUAAUCUUUCUUUAUCAUCGAAUGCUUCAAUGAUUCGUUACGCUUUAGCAUAUAAAGACUUUAAUCCUAAUGAAAAAUAUCCUGAGGAAGAGAUAGAAUCAAGUUUUGAAUUAACGAAAAAGUAUUGGAAAUAUAAAAUUGAAUCAUAUAAGAAACAAGAUGAAAAAGCAGAAAGGGAUACUAAAAAUAAUGUUUCAAUGGAUGAUUUUCAAUACUAUCACGAUUUAAUCCUUUCAUCUAAAUGCAAAAUGUGUGGUAAAGCGUUUACAUAUGCAAAUAAACCAUCAUUGGAUAGAAUCGAUAAUGAAAAACCACAUACCAAAGAAAAUUGUCAGUUAAUGUGUUGUUAUUGCAAUGUCGUAAAAUCAAAUAAAGAUGAAGAUGUUCAACGUUUAAGAAUCAAUUUAAGAAAUUAUGCAUUAAAAAAUAAUUUACCAAUGACUUUAGAUUCAGUUGAAGCUUAUCACAUUCUCCGUAAUGGAAUUACUGGUGGUUUAUCAAAUGUUCAACAUCGUGUUAAUCUUAAAGGAAUCACGCACAUUAAUAAACUUUCAUAUAAUCCAGAAACUAAAACUGUAUCAAAUGAGGACACCACCAACAUUAUGACUCAUUUCGUUGGAGUUGACUUUAAUUCAUUAUAUCCUUCAUCAUUUUCAUCUAAUCCUCAUGAUUUCAUUCAAUAUACUGACCAUAAAAUGUGUAUGCCGGGAAGAUUGAAUGGUGUUAUCAUUUGUGAUACAGCAACAAAGAAAGCAAAAGCAUUGGGAAUUAUUAGAAAGAAAAAUACUUUAUUCGUGGCUGA